Molecule: messenger RNA, 189 nt
Organism: Candidula unifasciata
Lineage: Eukaryota; Metazoa; Mollusca; Gastropoda; Stylommatophora; Geomitridae
Source: the annotation of a GenBank genome assembly
GACAAAGAAAGCAUGCUUAGAGUUCUGAAAGCUGUGGACAAAUGUAAUGGCUACGUUUUUGGUUCUCUAGAGGACAGAAGCUUGGAGUCAUUAAUGUCUUGUGCAGUAGGUGCAGAGUUCGAGUAUGAUAAAAUUAAGGACAUUAAAGAACGUUAUAUGGAAGAUGAUGAAAUGAAUGAUGCUAGUUGA